Messenger RNA from Amorphotheca resinae ATCC 22711, 327 nucleotides. RefSeq lists its product as hypothetical. The transcript is spliced from 3 exons. The record is from RefSeq and is a predicted model, not a curated record. Bases 94 to 300 code for a protein of 68 amino acids. NCBI's taxonomy places the organism in Eukaryota, Fungi, Ascomycota, Leotiomycetes, Helotiales, Amorphothecaceae.
GUUCAGCAAGUAUAUUUCAGUCUCUAUGAUCAGCUCGUCCCAGCCAGCCUCGAGAAGCUGCUGCAACUCAGCCAAAUUGCAUCUCCAACCGGCAUGAACCCAGACACCGCAAUCUGUCAAUCAUGUACUGCGAUAAAAUUCCAGAGCCAGCUAUUCCGCUGUCGCGGGUGUGAAUCUGUCUGGUACUGCGACAAGGAAUGUCAGACGAGGGGAUGGAGUGAGAAGGGUCAUAAAGUAGAAUGCAAGAUACUGAAGGUAGUGCGUGGGAUACAGGUUCGAGAUGGUGAUUUGAUCUCCUGAGUUAGGCGAGGGGAAAAGGGGAGGACU